This is a messenger RNA of Coprinopsis cinerea okayama7#130, 1740 nucleotides long. RefSeq lists its product as hypothetical. The coding region runs from base 1 to 1740 and encodes 579 amino acids. NCBI's taxonomy places the organism in Eukaryota, Fungi, Basidiomycota, Agaricomycetes, Agaricales, Psathyrellaceae. The transcript is spliced from 3 exons. The record is from RefSeq and is a predicted model, not a curated record.
AUGGACUAUUCUACCUCUCUUCUUCUCAACAGGCGUGCCUUUGCGCCGCCUAGCUCCCCCAAUCGCACCCAUCAGAGGGUCCAGUCCGUCGACCACAACUGGCAGAGGUGCCAUCCCGAGCAACCAGCGCCUCUGUAUCCACCGGUUUUAUGGUCUUCAGACUUGUAUGCCCACUCUCAGGGCCAAUCGGACGUCAGCCAGGGGCUGUUGACGCAAGCCGAGUACCCAGAGUCGUCUCAGCGGACGGCCCUCUCGCCAUCGCCCUCCAACGCUCUUCCCUAUCCUCAUCCGCGAUCCCUAUCUCGUUCAUCGACUACCUAUUCUCCAGACACCGACGUCAUGUUUGUGCACCACCCGUAUGGCGACGCGUCGGCAACCACCCCGCCAAGCUCGACCAAUUCACGGCCCGCCUCAGCCGCCGCUCCGGAGCCGCAACUGCACCCACCCGUUGUGCAGCUUGAGCCCUCGAACGCGUCGACCACCGACUCUGCAGACCAUGGCGCUCUCAAAACUGAAGACGACGAGCCUCUUGGGUUCGUCAUGGAGCCAGGAACUUCUACAGGGGGUGGGUGCCUGUCAUUUUCGCCUCUACCCAUGGAGGUACCCCUCCGCGCGACCCAGGCUUCGGAUGACAUGCGAAAGAUGAUGAACGUCUUUCGUCUGAACCCCUUCGCAAACACCGAAGGCAGGCGUGGUGGCUCCUGCUUCUCGGAUUCUUCCUCUGGUCCACCUUCCUCUGAGUCUUCCCCAAAACAUCUCGAGGCCCGCCCGUUAGAAGAGGAACCUCUUCUCUUCGAAUUCCAGGUCGAACUGGACAGACCAGACAUCCUCUCCCCAGAUCCAGACUCUGACUCUGGUAGCGACGAGGGUUCGUCAGGCGGACAGGACGACUCGCCACUAUCAACGCCACCAUUGCCGGCAGUCGACCUCAUUAACGACGAUGAUAACCUGAACCUCCACUCCUUCCCUCCUGAAUUCCAGCUGCACAAGGAAGCCUCCUUCGAUUCUCUCAGCAACUCUAUCCCUCCCCAGGCUGGCUUAUUGAAUUGGGACAAUCACGACUUCGCUUCUGAUGGGUCUUCUUCACUCUAUUCUUGGGACGGGGAUCGCGAAAUCGAUUCUAGCGACGGUGGACGGCGCAGUGCGGCAGGUCACCAUUCGGGUGCAUCCCGGCUCCAUACCACUGUCUCUCAUCCUUACAUCCGCAAGUCCGCCAGGAACUUGUAUCAGCCACAAGAGCAGCGCGAGUACCCCCAGCCGAGUCCAUCUCCCCCGCACGGUGGCAACAUGUACCACCAGAUCCCCAGGUAUGCGCAUGGACAACAGCAGCAGCAUGCUACCUCGGAUUACUUCAACUCUUCCGUCCGCAUGGAGAGUGGCACUGGUAUCUAUCUCGACGAUGGCUCAGCUCCGACGGCAAUACAUCAUCACGCUGCCCUGCCGCAUCGAACCAUGGCUGUUGGCAACUCUACUAACGCGAACAACAGCACCACCUCUCCCAGCAGCACGUCACCUUACACCCAUGAGCCUAUGGUAUCGUCGAUAAUGAUGCGGCAUGGGCAGGAUAGCUUGGGUGGUCAUGGUGGAUCGUUCUCGACCUCGAUGACGCCGCCUCAUCGACGCUGGUCAAUGCCCGAGACAACCGCUUCCAGUCUCGGCAACUCUGCGCAUGCCCACAACCACGGGUAUGGUCAAAUUAUGGUUCCGUCCCUCCCUGUCCAGUCAUACAUGAUUCAUUGA